This is a messenger RNA of Clonostachys solani, 1173 nucleotides long. The record is from the annotation of a GenBank genome assembly. Lineage: Eukaryota; Fungi; Ascomycota; Sordariomycetes; Hypocreales; Bionectriaceae.
AUGGUUGUCCCACGCCUUUGCAAGGAGAUUCUGCUCCGCAUCUUUGAGUUCUCCGACAUGGAGACAAUCUCGUCCCUGAUGGAGAUUGAUGAAUUGUGCCACCUUCUUCAAACUUAUGAAAAAUCUAUCACAAGAAAUAUCCACCGGAUGUCUUCCCUGGUCGCCCCCGAUGAUGGAAACUCUCCGUUUAUCCUCACAUACGACGUGAGCGCCCUCGAGGAGCCCUCUCCCGAUCAGAUAGAGGCGGCCAAAAGGUCAGGUAGCGACGACUACCCACGAGCGAAGCCGGAGUUGGUCGUCAUGAAGACCUUUGAUGGUAAUGAUGAGAUGUGGAGGCGCGACCGUGAGAUCGACGUCUUGCUCAGAGCUCCCGCCCUCCUCAUCGAAAAUUCACAUGAUGGAACACCCCAUAGUUGGCCAGUCUUCCCAAACACAGAGUCAAAGACUCUUCUUCAGGCUCUUCUCAAAAGAGCCAUGAACCGAUGCGACGUCCUGGUCGACAUGGAGGGGCGGGCCAUGUAUGAAUUGGCCACGCCAUCAUCCUGGUAUGACUACAUGCCAGAGCCCGAGGGCGCCACCGCCCGGGACCUGUGCUACAGCUCCGCGACGACAAGUCCCUGCAACAACCAGUGGGUGAUCAACGGCGUGCUGAUGCCCGGGCUCACGCUCAAGCUCCAGAAGGAGUACCUCCAGACUUUGCCCCUCGACACACUCAUCGAACUCUACUUCGCCGGCACGUACCUCGCCGAGUGCCGCCACCAGACGAAAUGUGAACCCACCAUGGACCUCGAGUACUUCAAAAGAGAUCACGCCUUCCAGGAGGCAGCGCUCCGUCACGGCAGUUGGGCCGUCUACAACGAGUUCCGCGGCUACGGCGGCCGGGCGAAGCACAUCCGGGAGGUACGCGACCAGAUCUGCAAAGCCAUGGUCCUCCGGCCAAACGACGAUCCAACCCAGAGCGACGUGUGGCGCCUCGACGGGCUCAGGACGAUGCUGCACCGCAUGCUGCUCUCCCGCCUGGAGGGCGAGGGCAUCCGGGAGCAGGGCGCGCUCCGCGCCGAAGUCUACAAGCGAGUCGGGGCCGAGAUCGGGGCCCCUGACGCGUUCGAGAACCCUCCUUCUUUGGAGGGGCGUCCCGCUCACGUGGAGAAUGUUAACUUUGAGUGGCUCUAA